This is a messenger RNA of Carassius carassius (crucian carp), 11121 nucleotides long. It is a transcript of the gene cacna1aa, whose product is annotated as calcium channel, voltage-dependent, P/Q type, alpha 1A subunit, a. Gene Ontology annotation, molecular function: high voltage-gated calcium channel activity; calcium ion binding. NCBI's taxonomy places the organism in Eukaryota, Metazoa, Chordata, Actinopteri, Cypriniformes, Cyprinidae. The record is from RefSeq and is a predicted model, not a curated record. The transcript has 49 exons. Bases 650 to 7711 code for a protein of 2353 amino acids. Gene Ontology annotation, cellular component: neuronal cell body; voltage-gated calcium channel complex; membrane. Gene Ontology annotation, biological process: chemical synaptic transmission; calcium ion import across plasma membrane.
AUAUUGCGGAUGUUCUGAAAUAAAUAAUCUUUUUUUUUAUCCUAUUUUCCUCCAGUUUUAAAUAGAUUUAGAUACUGUAAUCAUCCGAAUUUACAGUUAAAACUGAACUCAGACGAAUGUUUUAAAUGUUUCGAUUUUUGUUCACUUGGUUCGCCAUCACACCUAAAUCGUAUAAAUGAUUGUAGCUAUGAUAAUUGCAACCUGAAUAUUCAAGGAAAAGCGCGGAUGAGAGACAGUUCUGGAAAAUAUGAGGAUGGAGCCACAGAAAACGAGAGAUUUAGCCAAAAAUUGGAUGGCUGUGGAUAUAUGUUGAUUGUGGACAUAAAAUGAGGUGAUGAUGGACCAUUUUGUGUGUUGAAGUGGGCAACGAACCUGUGAACUACAGAAUACAAGGAACGCUUUUUUGUUCGAAUUUUUGUUUGUUUUUUGUUUUGUUUUGUUUUGUUUUUUUUCUUUUUCGUUUUCUUCAAAUCUAACCAUCAGGCUCCUGGCGCGUAACAUCUCAUAUUAAGGCAAUGAAGACAAAUGUGUACUCCAGUUAUACACGUAUUAAGUUUUGAAGCAGAUGGGAUGUAAUGUGGUGUGGUCGCGGUGAAUAUUCGCCCCCUUUUUUCCUGCUUCGUGAAGACUGGCAUUUGGUGUCUAUAGAAUGGCUCGUUUCGACAACGAGGUGCCGUCCAGGUAUGGCGGAGGCCCGGGACACGCUCAAGGGGGCCCCGGCCGCGGCGGCAGCAGACAGGGGGGCCCGCCGGGUCAGAGAGUGUACAAGCAGUCAAUGGCCCAGCGAGCCAGAACUAUGGCCCUGUACAACCCUAUACCGGUGCGGCAAAACUGCUUCACUGUCAACCGAUCUCUGUUCAUCUUCAGUGAGGACAACUUCGUGAGAAAAUAUGCCAAAAAGAUCACCGAAUGGCCUCCAUUUGAGUACAUGAUCCUGGCUACCAUCAUUGCUAACUGCAUCGUCCUAGCCCUGGAACAGCACCUUCCAGACGGGGACAAGACACCUAUGUCAGAGCGCUUGGAGGACACUGAACCCUACUUCAUCGGCAUUUUCUGUUUUGAGUCAGGCAUUAAGAUCUUGGCUUUGGGCUUUGCCUUCCAUAAGGGCUCGUACCUACGCAAUGGCUGGAAUGUCAUGGACUUUGUAGUGGUGCUUACUGGAAUCCUGUCCACAGUGGGCACAGACCUUGAUCUGAGGACGCUGCGUGCUGUUCGAGUGUUGAGACCCCUCAAACUGGUGUCUGGGAUUCCCAGCUUGCAGGUUGUGCUUAAAUCCAUCAUGAAGGCUAUGAUUCCUCUGCUGCAGAUCGGUCUGCUGCUCUUCUUUGCCAUCCUCAUGUUCGCCAUCAUCGGUCUUGAGUUCUACAUGGGCAAAUUUCACACCACUUGCUUUGACAACAUCACUGAUGAGAUACGAGAGGAGUUUCCAUGCGGAAAUGACACUAACGCUCGGACCUGUCCUAAUGGAACAGUAUGUAAAAAGUACUGGAUUGGACCCAACUAUGGUAUUACGCAGUUUGACAACAUCCUGUUUGCCGUGCUCACAGUCUUCCAGUGCAUCACCAUGGAGGGCUGGACUGACCUGUUAUACUAUAGCAAUGAUGCUUCAGGGAGUGCAUGGAACUGGAUGUACUUCAUCCCCCUCAUCAUCAUCGGCUCCUUCUUCAUGCUCAAUCUUGUGCUGGGUGUGCUGUCAGGUGAGUUUGCCAAAGAAAGGGAGCGCGUGGAGAACAGGAGAGAGUUUCUUAAGCUGAAGCGUCAGCAACAGAUAGAGAGAGAGCUGAACGGAUAUCUGGAGUGGAUCUGCAAAGCAGAGGAAGUGAUUUUGGCUGACGAGGACAAUGACCCAGAUGACCGGAUGCCCUUUGACGGCACGCGAAGGAGGCCUACCAUCAAGAAGAGUAAAGCAGACCUGCUGGAUGCAGAGGAUGGAGAUGGAGAUAUAGGUUCUCCGUUUGCACGGGGCAGUCUGAAGAGCUCCAAACUGGAGGGCUCUUCCUUCCAUAAAAAGGAGCGUCGGCUGCGAUUCUUCGUUAGGCACAUAGUGAAGACGCAGGCGUUCUACUGGUCUGUGCUGUGUCUGGUGGGACUCAACACUCUGUGUGUGGCUGCUGUGCACUACGACCAGCCUGAAAAGCUCUCCGACUUCCUCUACUUUGCUGAGUUCAUCUUCCUGGGGAUCUUUAUGUCAGAGAUGUGUAUAAAGAUGUAUGGGCUGGGGACCAGUCCUUAUUUUCACUCCUCCUUCAACUGUUUUGACUGCAUUGUCAUUUGUGGCAGCAUUUUCGAGGUGCUCUGGUCUAUGAUCCAGCCAGGAACCUCGUUUGGGAUCAGUGUGUUACGAGCCCUCAGGUUACUGAGGAUCUUCAAAGUGACCAAGUAUUGGGCGUCUCUGAGGAACCUGGUGGUGUCUUUGUUGAACUCCAUGAAAUCUAUUAUCAGUUUACUCUUCCUCCUUUUCCUCUUCAUCGUGGUCUUUGCUCUGCUGGGCAUGCAGCUUUUUGGAGGACAGUUUAAUUUUGAAGCCGGGACACCACCUACAAACUUUGAUACUUUUCCUGCAGCAAUAAUGACAGUAUUUCAGAUCCUGACGGGUGAAGACUGGAACAUGGUGAUGUAUGAUGGGAUCGAGUCUCAGGGCGGAGUCAAGAAGGGCAUGGUCUUCUCAGUCUUCUUCAUCGUUCUUACACUCUUCGGCAACUACACUUUGCUCAAUGUGUUCUUGGCUAUCGCUGUGGACAAUCUGGCCAAUGCACAAGAGCUGACCAAGGAUGAACAGGAGGAAGAGCAAGCAGCCAAUCAGAAAAUGGCUCUUCAGGCGGCCAAGGAAGUAGCAGAGGUCAGCCCACUGUCUGCAGCCAGCCUCUCCAUUGCUGCCGUGACAGUAAGCUCUGAGCGUCUUGAUGCAACAGAACACUUUCUGGACUGUAAAGAGCAACAGAAGAACCACAAAGGUUGUAAGUCGGUAUGGGAGCAGCGCACUAGUGAGCUGAGACGACAGACCCUGGUGAACAGCAGAGAGGUGCUUUACAAUGAGUUGGACCCUGAAGAUCGCUGGAAGGUCUCAUACUCUCGUCACAUUCGUCCCGAUAUGAAGACACAUCUGGACCGGCCGUUGGUCGUGGACCCUCAGGAGAACCGUAAUAACAAUACCAACAAAACUCGACCGGGUGACGGCCAGCCCCAGCGCACUCAUCAGCUCCUGCACAAACAGCUCAACUUCAAUGAGGGGGAGAGUGGAGGAGGAGGUGGAGGGUCUGAGCCCUGGACAGCACUGGAAAGGGGGGACUCCACAGGAUCCCGUCGGAGUCUUUUAGGCUCAGAGGACAAUGGGGAGGGUAGAGAGUCUCACCGCAGACAUCAGCAUGGUGAGCGCUGCAGCCAGGCUCGCCAACACCAUAAAGCUGCUAAGGAAGAGGGAGAGGGCAGAGGGAGGAGACACAGGAAUAAGGGCAGGGAAAGAGGUCCUGAGUGUGAGCAUGCAGAUGGAGGAGAGCGGAAACACAGACAUCAUCGCCAUGAGGGCGAAGGAAGAAAAGAGAGAGGGGUGCGACACCGUACCAGGAAGGAUGGUCAUGGAAGUGGCCCCACUCUCUCCACCACUCGUCCCAUUCAGAAGACUCUGUCUAGGCAAGACAGUCAGUACAGUGAGGACCUGGACAAUGCCAUGAACAGCAAGCUUGCCACCCAGCCACCUAGUAACUCCACUCCUCAUGAUAGUCUGCUCAAUCUAGCCAACAGUGCCCACACUGCCGGCCUGGCACAUACUGCCACAGAGAGCAGCCUCAUUCUUACCAAGCCCUCCUCUACCACUGCUAAUGUUACCAGCACUGGUCACCUGGGCAUGAAACCGGAUUACACUGCCGUGGACAUUCCCCCGAUGUUCCCUUCCAGUAAUGCCAUCCUACAGGUCAAUAAAAAUGCAAACACAGAGCCCCUGCCCAAGAAGGAGGACACAAAGGGUGACGAUGAUGAUGAUGAGAAAGAUGAUGGGGGGCCUAAACCCAUGCCACCCUACACCUCAAUGUUCAUUCUGUCUACCACCAACCCAUUUCGGAGGUUGUGCCACUAUAUUGUCACGCUCAGAUAUUUUGAGAUGUGUAUUCUGCUGGUCAUUGCAAUGAGCAGUAUUGCCCUGGCCGCUGAAGACCCUGUCUGGCCCGAUUCCCCCCGCAACAAUGUCCUGCGGUAUUUUGACUAUGUGUUCACUGGUGUGUUCACCUUUGAGAUGCUCAUUAAGAUGGUAGAUUUAGGUCUUGUCCUGCAUCAAGGCUCGUAUUUCCGUGACCUAUGGAACAUCCUGGACUUUAUAGUGGUUAGUGGUGCCCUGGUGGCGUUCGCCUUCACAGGAAGCAGCAAGGGGAAAGACAUCAGUACUAUCAAGUCUCUGCGUGUGCUCCGAGUACUGCGGCCUCUGAAAACCAUCAAGCGUCUGCCCAAGCUAAAGGCUGUCUUUGACUGUGUGGUGAACUCUCUGAAGAAUGUGUUGAACAUACUCAUUGUCUACAUGCUGUUCAUGUUCAUCUUUGCUGUGGUAGCUGUGCAGCUCUUCAAAGGCCGUUUCUUCUACUGUACCGAUGAAUCCAAGGAGUUUGAGCGUGACUGCAGGGGCGAAUAUCUUGUCUAUGAAAGAGAUAACGAAGUGCGGGCGCAGAAGCGGGAAUGGAAGAAAUACGAUUUCCACUACGACAAUGUGCUCUGGGCCCUUCUCACCCUCUUCACCGUUUCUACGGGAGAGGGGUGGCCACAGGUGCUGAAACAUUCAGUGGAUGCGACCUACGAGAAUCAGGGCCCGAGUCCAGGUUACCGGAUGGAAAUGUCCAUCUUUUACGUGGUGUACUUCGUGGUCUUCCCCUUCUUCUUCGUCAACAUCUUCGUGGCUCUUAUCAUCAUCACUUUCCAGGAGCAAGGAGACAAAAUGAUGGAAGAGUAUAGCCUGGAAAAGAAUGAGAGAGCCUGCAUAGACUUCGCCAUCAAUGCUAAACCGCUCACGCGACACAUGCCUCAGAACAAACAGACAUUCCAGUACCGCAUGUGGGAAUUUGUGGUGUCUCCUCCAUUUGAAUACACCAUCAUGACCUUGAUUGCCCUCAACACCAUUGUCCUAAUGAUGAAGUAUGAUGGAGCAUCAGAUGUCUAUGAAGCUGUAUUAGCCAACCUGAACAUAGUGUUCACCUCACUUUUCUCAAUGGAGUGCUUAUUGAAGAUCAUUGCCUUUGGAGUGCUGAACUACUUCAAAGACGCCUGGAACAUCUUUGACUGUGUGACUGUACUUGGCAGCAUCACUGAUAUUUUAGUCACAGAGCUAGGGAACAACUUCAUAAAUCUGAGUUUUCUAAGGCUCUUCAGAGCCGCUCGUCUCAUUAAGUUGCUCAGGCAGGGUGAGACCAUACGCAUCCUGCUCUGGACCUUCGUCCAAUCUUUCAAGGCUCUGCCGUAUGUGUGCUUACUCAUCGCCAUGCUGUUCUUCAUCUACGCCAUCAUCGGCAUGCAGCUGUUCGGGAACAUUGCGAUUGAGGAGGAUGGUGAGAGUGCCAUUAACCAGCACAACAACUUCAGGACUUUUUUCCAGGCCCUAAUGCUGCUCUUCAGGAGUGCUACAGGUGAAGCAUGGCACGACAUCAUGCUGUCAUGUCUGGGAAAGAAGGUGUGUGAUCCUCUCUCUGGUAACGCGGAGGCAGAAUGUGGGAGCGAGUUUGCCUACCUCUACUUUGUCUCCUUCAUCUUCCUCUGUUCAUUUCUGAUGCUGAAUCUGUUCGUGGCUGUGAUCAUGGAUAAUUUCGAGUACCUGACGCGCGACUCCUCUAUCCUGGGACCCCAUCACCUGGACGAGUAUGUGAGAAUCUGGGCGGAGUAUGAUCCAGCUGCGUGCGGGCGCAUUCAUUAUAAGGAUAUGUACAGUUUAUUGCGAGUUAUCGACCCCCCUCUGGGCUUAGGCAAGAAAUGUCCUCAUAGGGUGGCCUGCAAGAGACUGCUGCGGAUGGAUCUGCCAGUUGCUGAUGACAACACAGUGCACUUUAAUUCCACACUUAUGGCCUUAAUCCGAACUGCUCUGGACAUCAAGAUCGCCAAGGGUGGUGAAGGAGGCGUAGAUAAGCACCAGAUGGAUGCUGAACUAAGGAAGGAGAUGAUGGCGAUAUGGCCUAAUCUCUCUCAGAAGAAUCUGGACCUUUUGGUGACACCCCACAAGUCAGCGACAGACCUUACAGUGGGAAAGAUAUACGCUGCCAUGAUGAUCAUGGAGUACUAUCGGCAAAGUAAAGCCAAACGGACACAGGCUAUCCACGAUGAACAGAAUCGAACGCCAUUAAUGUUUCAGCGUCUGGAGCCGCCGUCUCCAAGCCAGGAUGUGGGACAUGGACUCACUGGCCUUCCUGAAACACAACUGCACCCUGCAAAUCAUCUCCCUGUUGAUGAAAGGAUCCCAGAGAGCCAAUCAUGGGUGACAGCGCGAGCCCAGGAGAUGUCUCAGAAAGCAGGAAGCUGGAGUCCUGAAGGCCAACACCCAGACGACCCCGCAGAUAACCGCAGACAGUCUCAGACAGUAGAGAUGAGAGAGAUGGUGCGGGACGGGUACUCGGACACUGAGCACUAUCUGCCGAUGGAAGGCCAUGGCAGGGCUGCUUCCAUGCCUCGACUCCCAGCAGACAACCAACAGACCAUCACCGAUAACAGUCCGAUGAAACGUUCGGCUUCAUAUUUGGGUCACGGGCGUCAAGGCCGUUCAGUGCGGGGUGAGGACUACGCCAUGGACAGGGUUAUCCCAGAAGAGGGUCAAAGAGAUGGACAUCGCCACCGAGACCGCAGUCACCGUGCGUCAGAGCGCUCCCUGAGCCGUUACACUGAUGCUGACACAGGUCUUGGCACUGACCUCAGCACCACCACACAGUCAGGAGACCUGCCAUCUAAGGAACGGGACCGGGGCCGGGCCAAAGACCGCAAGCACCACCAUCAUCACCAUCACCAUCACCAUCACGGUUCUCUAGAUAAGGAGCACUACGGACACGAGAGAGAACGAGGCGACUACGGCCACAGAGGGUCUGGAGAGAGAGACCGCCGCUGGUCCCGCUCCCCGAGUGAGGGCAGAGAGUGCCUAACUCACAGACAGGGCAGUAGUUCAGUAAGCGGCAGUCCAGUCCCCUCCACCUCUGGGACCAGCACUCCCCGCCGUGGCCGGCGUCAGCUUCCCCAAACCCCCGCCACGCCCCGACCCCACGUCACCUACUCUCCCGUGGUCCGUAAGCCCAUUGGCGGCACUCCCCCUCCGGGCCAGCAGAACCGACACCCCACCCCGACCUCCCGUCGAUUCAGUCCACCCGGCCCCGAGCCCCCGCUUCCCCCGCCCCACCAUGGCUCUCCUCGCUCUACCCGUCAUGCGCACUGGGGCCCUGACCCCACGGAGAGCAUGGAGGGCGACGCUUUCUACGACGAGCAAGACUAUGAGUUCAAUCACCACGAGCCUCCAUCAAACGAGCAAAGCCCUGUGCAGGGCAACCCUCACCCACAUUCCCCCAGGACUUCCCGCCACAGCACCCCCCCUCAGGGCCAGCCACAUCCACGGCGCAUGCCAAACGGCUACCGUUCAUCCUCGCCCUCUCCCCACCACCACACACCCGCUCACCCGGGAACUCAUAAGCCUCCUCAUCCCAGAGGGCCCAGGAAGGGCCUCCAUGAACCCUACAGUGAGACUGAUGAGGAUGACUGGUGCUAGCCUCUGGGACGGGGAGGGGUGAGUCCUGCCGGAUUGGCCACUCAGUCCGGGGAAACACUAGGCAGAGCGCUGAAUGUCCACAGGGGAAAUCAAGGCAUGAUUCGUUUCUUUCUAUUUCUCGUUUCUUUUCCGAUUCCUCUGCUGCCGAGUGUUUCCCUGAAAGCCACGGACUGCUGCCAGUGAAUAUGAAGACUUCUGAAUACGAAAUCCUGUUCUUAGCCUUUUUCUGAAGAAUAUAAUAAUGUUUUGAUAAGGAGGAGGAAUGUCUGAACUUCGUUCCCCAGGACAUUUCACGCAGUCCCUCCGGAAAUGAGCUGCUAGGAACUCUUUAGCACUCGUUUAAAAAAAAAAAAAAAGUGGAGCACUUUUUAUUUUGCAGAACUUAAGAGGAGAUUUGUUUAUUGCAAAAAUCAGUCCAGAUGCUGGGAAAUAUCGAUGAGUUUUAUCAUCUGUGUUUACUGUUAAUAAUCAUCCCAGUGAGGGGGAGGCGUUCAUUCGCCUGUGCGGGGAAGUUAAGGGUGGAGUUGGAGAUGAACUCACCUGAGCUAAAACAGCAAAGCCCACCCUGCACUUCAGACCCCCAAACGCAAGAAAGAAGAAUCACAAACAAAAUAAUAAUAAUAAUAAUAAUAAUAGGAGAGAGAAAAAAUGAAACGCUCCUCACUCUUUCUUCUUCUACGGCUUCGUCUUCUGCUUCUCACUGGAAACAUUGGAGUUUGAAUCUUCUGUUGCACUGCCCAGCUUUGUUUGAACUCCCAGAACAUAAAUCCCUUGGAAAUCCUGCAUGAUUGAAAAAAAGAGAGAGAAAAAAAAGACAAGUUUAAAAAAUACAUAAAGAAACUUUGGAUAAAAAGGGGGAGGGGGGAUUGAUUCCUUGGCUCUUUUGUCAUGUCCUUGGCGUUCUCUCUCUCUCUCUUUCUCUGAGAUCCCUCGCUCCUGAAGGAGGAAAGGGGAGAAGAAGCCAUUGCUAAUGUUCAUACCAGUAAAUGGGUGACCAGAGAGAUGUUCGCAAUGUUUUCUACCAGAUUUGGUGCCAAAUUUGCGAAUCAAAAAUAAAUGGAUAGCACAAUUAUUUUUAAGCUUGACAUUUUAUAACUUUUUAUUUACAUUCCUCCGUCAGUGUGUAGAUGAUUUGCUCACUUGCACAAAAAUGCGGAUAUAAUAGCAUGUAAAAUACACAAACAUAUAAAUGACACGUGUGAUUCCUUUCCCUUACACCGCUGUAAGCGUGCUCUACCAGUCUUCCAGGGUAAACACAGACAGAGAGGUGAUGGGGAGAAAAGAGAGAGAGAGAACCUCUCCAACUUUACAUCUGGUUUCAUGUCGAUAAUGAUAAUGUGUGUAUAAAGAUGAUCGCAUAAAUGAUUAUAAUUGGUGAUUAAGAUGAUAAUGAUGAUGCUUAUAAUUUGUUUUUUCUACCUGUUUUUGUAUUUGACGCAGCUGCUCUUUGUAUUGCCAUACUUGUUUUGGUGUGAGUUUAGUGUAGAUGGUGUGGAGCUCUGUGAUAGUGAUCUGUUAUGGGCCGUGACAGAAACCCAUCCGUCCUCAGAUGUUUCCAUGGAAACACUUUCUCAGCCGCAUCAUUGAGCGUUAAUGACAGUGCGAAGCAUGCAUCUGACCUCGAGUCUCUGUAACUGUGAACACUUUUUAUCAAGAAGGAAAACAAUGAAAAGGAUAAAAGAUAGUAGAGGAAGAGCUGACUAGCUAUCAGCCAUAUUGAUAUAAACGUGUUGUAUACAUCUUUAAAGAGCAUUUAGAUAUUAAGUUAACAAGGAUUGGUUAGGUUGGCAUAAAAUUCUUACAAUUAUUAUUAUUUACAUCUAUUUUUACUCUUUUAGUAAUAAUCUUAAUUUAAUAGGAUUUUUUUUUAUUUUAAUGUAUUUAUUUAAAUUAUUUUUAUAAUUCUCUAUUUAGAAUGUGUUUUUUAUUCAAUUAUUAAAUGAAUUAUUUAUUAAAUAAAUGCUAUAUUAAAAUAGAUAUAAGGCUCAGAUCUACAUUAUAGAUUGAGAACCCCUGUUUUAAACUAACCUAAAAAGUCCGCGAGACAUUUUAAUGUGCUAGUCAAUGGUGAGAAGGUAACUGAGCUCCACUACCUCUACAAGAUCAGCAGGUGGCGCUGUGAUCCACGUUUUUCUGCAGCCAGUGGCUCUGGCUCUUGUCAGUCUCACCUUUUUCUGUUCCAUGUUUAUGUCAAUGACCUGUACACUGAGAGUAGUACUAUGUGUCUGUCACCGAUGGUGCACGGUUCUGUGUUCAGGAAAUGUAACACAGCCAAUCAAACUGCACAGGAACAUGUAACACAGCCAAUCAAAUUGCAUGGGUGAAAUAAUGACCGGGCCUUUUCUGCCAAAACUUGUCUCUUGUGUCCCACUAAUCUUUGUGUCUUUUGGCCCAUAUUACCAUCGUCAUCUCAGUCUUCUUUAUCCUCUGUGGAAUGACUCUGCAUACACAGACACGCUGCCGAACGAGUCCAACUUUUACGCAUGCGCAAAUUAGACAAUGUAUGUAGCAUUUACUAACAUAUUAACAUGCACAAUCCCACUCGAGUGAGUCCUGUAUGUAGCAUUACUGAUGAAACUGGUAAGUCUGUGGCUCUCCUCUUGAGACUGUAUGUUUAAGUGUGUCCACAACUGGUGAGUAUAUUGUCCUUAAGGAUGUAAACACUAGACACAGGAUCCAAGUUUCAUGUCUCCCCUUGCUAGUUGAGCGUUUAGUUUUUGUCGUCAUUGUUUCUUUGAGAACUGCAUUCUCAGGAAUGUAUUACUGAGAUUAAUCAGUGCCUUAUUCACCAUUAUUUAGACCGCACAUCCCCUCUUUACACAUUUAUACAGCUGCAGUGAAGAUGUCUCUUGGUUUCUUUGAUCUAUGUUAGACAUUUAGCUUCAUGAGACUUAAGUUUUUUUAAUAAGGAGAGUAUCUCUAUAUAUGCAAUACCAACCUGUUUUGAGUUACAAGGAGAGUCAAGGAAAUGAUGUGUCUCUGUGAACGUUGUGUGUGUGUGUGUGUGUGUGUGUCCAUGAUGAUAUGUUUGACAAUAUUCACCAAGCGAAUGAUUUUCAGUCAUCCUCGUUUGCAUGCAUGAUGUUCUCUCAACUUCUUGUGGCUGUGAGAGAAAAGACGAGCGUUGGUCUGGAUAGGACAUUGACAUUACUCAUUGUCUGUCAUACUGUAAUUAAUCAUUACUAACAACCUCAGUUCAUGUUUGGCAAAACAAGUGACAAUUAAAAAUACAAUGCCAAUGUGGGGGUCACACUGUAAAAAAGAAGAAACUGAAAAUAAGCAAGUUUUUGUCAGAAAAAAAUUUUUUUUAGAUAAGCAUUUACCUCGAGAACUGCAUGUGCAAUGUGCAUGCCACAGCGUUUGAUAAAAAGUCAACUGCAGGAAUACAAAAAAAAACAAAAACAAUUGUU